AUGCAAGACAUUGAAGACUUUUGGACCUGGGCUCAGACUGAGCUGCGGGGGUUCGUACAAAAACAAACUGAUGGCGCGCUGGAGGUGGACCUUUCUCGUAUCAUCACGUCAGGCGAGAGUGUAGGUGGUUUCCUGAGCCUCAUCACUGGCUUGAGUCAUGCUGAAAGCGUUCGCUCUGUCAUGGCUGCAUACCUAGUGGUCGAUCUUCGAUCCACACAUUUUACGGAUUAUGAAAAAGCGGUUCUUGGUAUGCCUCAAAUGCCCUUGGAUAUGAUCAAGGAGCACAUGGCCAAAGUUACAGAUGGAAGGAUCCCAUCUAUUGUGUCUAGCGACCCCAAAGGCGAGAGGAUUGAACUGAUGUUUGCGUUCAUCCAGCGCGGGGCUUACCGGGACUCAUUCCCUCCUGAUCAAAGGCACAACGCCAUCUUAGAAGAGGUCCAGAUUCCCCAGAGGUGGUGUUCUUGCGAUGCACGGGAGAAAUGA
This is a messenger RNA of Clonostachys rhizophaga, 483 nucleotides long. The record is from the annotation of a GenBank genome assembly. Lineage: Eukaryota; Fungi; Ascomycota; Sordariomycetes; Hypocreales; Bionectriaceae.